Molecule: messenger RNA, 271 nt
Organism: Racocetra persica
Lineage: Eukaryota; Fungi; Glomeromycota; Glomeromycetes; Diversisporales; Gigasporaceae
Source: the annotation of a GenBank genome assembly
UUGGGAAGGAGUGGAAAUUAAGAAAAAACGCGAUAAAUACUUCUUAAUUUGUCCCAUUCGUGGCCCUCUACGAGUCCAAAAAUAUGAUACGAAAGGCCAUUAUACCGAGGAAUACCAAAGAAUUAGAUUAAUUAAAUAUCUUUUACAAAAAGGCUAUCCCAAAAAUCAGUUUAUUAUUGAAUAUGUGAUACCAAUCGGGCAUAAAGGACAUAAUACUCUCCGAGUUGAUUUAGUAAUCAAAGAACAAAAGAAAUUUAUCUGUGUAGCAGAG